Molecule: messenger RNA, 426 nt
Organism: Trypanosoma conorhini
Lineage: Eukaryota; Euglenozoa; Kinetoplastea; Trypanosomatida; Trypanosomatidae
Exons: 1
Coding region: 1-426 (141 amino acids)
Source: RefSeq, a predicted model, not a curated record
AUGAGCUUGCACACAUACACAACGCAGGGGGCAUCGGGGCUGGUCGUGCAACUCAUCAGUGCCUCUUUUACGUGCGUCGGAGUCUCAGCAAAUCGUGGAAUGAGAAAGGGCAGUCGACGACGUUGCGCCAUAACGGGGGAAUCUAAUUUCUCACAAACAACACCUAGGACACAAUUCGCAAGCGGAAGCCACGAAGACAGCAACGCCUUUAAUUUCCCUCGCUGGUCCCGUCGCGGGUUAUUCCACAGGCGCUCUGGAACCCCCAACCUGGCGGCCAUGCGUAACUGCUGCUCCACAUUACCCUCCUCGCCGAGAAAGGUGCGGUACAGCUGCCAAACAGGUUCCAGCAUCAAUUGCACCGCCAGCGGCUGCUGUCCGGCUCGCCGUGGAGUUGGAUGUGCAGUCCUUGUUUUGGCGUCAAUGUAG